Paramormyrops kingsleyae is the source of this 3119-nucleotide messenger RNA. It is a transcript of the gene btd, whose product is annotated as biotinidase. The record is from RefSeq and is a predicted model, not a curated record. Gene Ontology annotation, molecular function: hydrolase activity, acting on carbon-nitrogen (but not peptide) bonds, in linear amides. NCBI's taxonomy places the organism in Eukaryota, Metazoa, Chordata, Actinopteri, Osteoglossiformes, Mormyridae.
UCUUCCCACAUCGCUUCCAGCAUCAAAGGCUCAAAUGGGCCUCAUCGACUGAGGCUCAGAACGUUGGGGAAACCCGGGUGACUCAUGCUCUCAUUACAGUUGCUGCUAAGUGAUAAUUUCCAGCUGGGGUCUCCCAGGACAUCAGUCCACUGCAGGACACACUCACACCAUCAUACACUAUGGGCAAUAAAGGAACUCCAGUAAGCCUUAGACCCAAUCCAGCCCUCGGGGACCCACAGACAGUCUAUGUUUUUGCUCCCUUUUGGGAGCAGGGAGGGAGCAAAAACCUGGACCGACUGCGGGACUCAGAGGACCGGAUUGGGAAACAUCGCUUUAUACUGUGGGAGGGAACACACACAACGCAGGGAGAACAUGCAACCACUAUGGGAUUCAGAUCUCCAGCUCUGAAAGUGUGACGCAAUGCUGCUAAUCACCGGGCCACCAUGCCAUCUGUAUUCAUUUCCAUUUAAUUACUGUAUUUAAAAUAGGGGGGACGGAAGCACUAAAACGUACUAAAGCACGAUGACAUAUAUAAUGAAAUACUGCCCUCUGCAGUAAAAUACGAGUAGAGCAUAUUGAUGGUUCUUCACGUGUGCCCUUUCCUCAUUGUCUGUGUUCGUUUGAUUAUGUCUGAAAUACAGCAAUAACGCGACGGAACGUGCGUUCUGGAGGCAGCGCCCAAAUGUAGCAAACUUGAUUAGUAAUUACAGUGUAACGCUUAUAUUUGAAAAGUUUGAUAAUCGACAGGAACCAUUGGUUUAUUUGCGCAUUUCAUGUUUCUAAGAACAUGGUGUACUAUUUGUUCAAUUCCUUUCAUUGCUCCGAUACAUUUAUGCAUAAACAUAAGUGUGUUUUAAGAUCGGUCCGCAGAAUAGGAUAAUCGCUGGGUUAAAUUUUCUUUACUUAAUUUGCAGCUGUACUGUUUCCUUGAAUUAUUAUUAUAAGGCCUGGUGAAAUCCCUACUAAAAAACGUAUAAAUUUAAAGACCAAGCAUUGACACCUAACGUAUCUACAUUAAAUAAAUGUAUCUUGCACGCCGUCACAAACGAAUAAAUGACUAUUGCGCUAAAAUACUUUCAUAUAUUCAUCUUUAUCCCAGUUCAGCCGAUCAUUGGUCUUAUGUCUAUAAUAAGGUUGGAAAAGAAGGUUAACAGUCCACACGGCGACACGCCCAAAAAGAACUAACCAAUCAGUGGUGGGGAUAGUCUGGACACGCUCGAAGUUUACCCAAUGAGAGAAGCGAAAUGGCUGACCUUUGUAAUCCAGUAAUACAGAAAAACAAACCGCGAUGCUCACCUGACUCAGUGAUUAUUUGAUUUAGCUGCAUUUACUAGGCAAACUGGUUACGUUUCACUAAGAAGUUGCCCCUAGCUGCUGUGUGCCUGAUGCAGCGCCACCUCCUGGGCAAGUGCUGCGCCGUGCUGUGGCUCUGCCAAGCGACGUUGGCGCAGGCGGCAGAGCGCACCUAUGUCGCGGCGGUGUACGAGCACAGCGUGGUGCUGAACCCGCGGCCCCGGGAGCCCCUAGGACGCCGCGCGGCGCUGGAGCACAUGCGACAGAACCUGGACAUGCUGGAGAAGCAGGCCGCCGCAGCCGCCCGACAGGGAGCCCAGAUCAUCGUCUUUCCAGAGGACGCCAUCCAUGGGUUUAACUACACCAGAGAGUCCAUCUCCGGGUACCUGGAGACGGUGCCGGAUCCCGCCGCAGUCAGCUGGAGCCCCUGUUCUGAGCCAGACCGCUUCCCCGACACCGAGGUUUUGCAUCGCCUCAGCUGCAUGGCGCUAAAGAACGCACUCUACCUUGUGGCCAACAUGCCGGACCGGCAGGACUGCGACUGCCGGCUCGAUCCCCGCUGCCCCCCCGAUGGCCGGUACCAGUUCAACACCGACGUCGUCUUCAGCGCCAACGGCACCAUCGUGGCCAGGUACCACAAACAGAACCUGUAUUUCGAGGCCGCGUUCGACGUGCCGCCCCACUGUGAGCACGUCACGUUCGACACGCCCUUCGCCGGCAAGUUCGGUGUCUUCACCUGCUUUGACAUCUUAUUCUACGAACCUGCCGUGUCCCUUGUUGAGAAGUGGGGGGUGCGGCAGCUAGUGUACCCCACCGCCUGGAUGAACCAGCUCCCCCUGCUGGCUGCCGUGCAGUUCCAACGCGCCUUCUCCUUUGCCGCUGGAGUGACCUUGCUGGCGGCCAACGUGCGGGCAGGGGGUCUGGGCAUGACAGGGAGCGGCAUUUUCACCCCCUGGCACACGGUAUACCAGCACAACACCGAGAACGAAGAGGGUCAGCUGCUGCUGGCCACCAUUCCCAUACUGGACACCGAGACCAGCAGAACCAGCCAGGAAUGGGCAAGGGAGCCCUUCUCCGGAAACUCGCACUUAGAGCCCCAGUUCUGCGGGGGAACCCAGGUGUGUGAGCAGGACCCCUUCCCCAUUACACCUACCUCUGCCAACUGCAGCAGCACUUUCCACUCAGUUAUGAUGUAUGACAACUUCACUCUGGUACCCUUAGAAGGUUCAGAGGGGAACCUGACUGCGUGUGACGGGCUGCUCUGCUGCCACCUACUGUUCAGGAGGUCAGCUGCACCCGGAGAGCUCUACGCCCUGGGCGCAUUCAGAGGCUUGCACAUCAUCCAUGGCACCUACGCUCUGGAGGUGUGUGCGCUGGUUAGGUGCCCGGGCCCCACCUUCACCAGCUGUGGGGGCGAGAUCGACCACGCCAAUACACGUAUGGACUUCCGUCUCUGGGGCAACUUCACCACCAGAUACGUGUUCCCCAGCGUGCUGGGCAGUGGCAUGCAGCUGGAGAGACCAGACCGGCACGGGCCGGAGGGAGCCGGGUUCUUCAUGAGCAAGGCCGGGAUGGCCAGAGGCCUGGUGACGGCCUGCCUGUAUGGCAGAGUCUACCACAAGGAUAGGGAGGCCUAACGUGUGCACGACUGCUCAGUGGCGUUACUGGGAUGCCAGCCUGGUGGGCAUGUGGGUAUGCUGGGUGGGCAUAUGAUCCGUUUGGCCACGACACAUGUCCCUGUGACUGCUGUCUGUAACACCCUGUAAUGCACAUUAAAAAUAACAGCAAAAUUAAACACACAUUCACUAUGUAACAGUCUGAAAUUA